This is a messenger RNA of Rhineura floridana, 1289 nucleotides long. RefSeq names its product NPC intracellular cholesterol transporter 2 (gene NPC2). The transcript is spliced from 4 exons. The record is from RefSeq and is a predicted model, not a curated record. Gene Ontology annotation, biological process: cholesterol efflux; intracellular cholesterol transport. The coding region runs from base 167 to 613 and encodes 148 amino acids. NCBI's taxonomy places the organism in Eukaryota, Metazoa, Chordata, Lepidosauria, Squamata, Rhineuridae. Gene Ontology annotation, molecular function: cholesterol binding.
AGGGCCGUCCCCAUCAGGUGACCGCGCAGGGGCGGGCCCGGCCUCGGCUGCCUCUCAUGUGACGCCGCCGCAGAGGCGCAGGCUCGCACUUCCUCUUUGCGUACCAGCCCGACGGGCAGGAGAACUUUCUUGCUCUUUCUGGGACGGCGCGACAGGAGACGAGGCGAUGCUGGCUCUGACUCUGCUUUUGCUCCUGGCUGCUAGCUCUGCAGUGCUGGCCGAGCCCCUCAGGUUCGUGGACUGUGGUUCCAAAGAUGGAAGCAUUUCAGAAGUCAAUGUGAGUCCUUGUCCUACACAACCUUGUCUUCUACACAAAGGAGCGUCCUACAGUGUCAACAUCACAUUUUCUAGUAAGAUUGACAGCCAGGGCAGCCAAGCAAAGGUAUAUGGAGAAAUGCUUCACAUGGACAUCCCCUUCCCACUUGAUCAGCCUGAUGGGUGCAAGAGUGGAAUCAAAUGCCCUAUCCAGAAAGACCAUUCUUACAGCUACCUGAACAAGCUACCAAUAAAGAGUGAAUACCCAUCUAUUAAACUAGUUGUCAAGUGGGAGCUGCUUGAUGAUGAAGGUCAUUUGAUGUUCUGUUGGAAGAUUCCUGUCCAGAUCACCAGUUAAGGAAACUCUCCUGAGCCAUUAGGGAUUUAAGGGGGAUGGGCAAGAGGGAGUUAGGUAUAGAGAGGAGCCAAAUGCUUUGCUAUACAGGGCAUUUCUUGUUUCACUUCCUGUAGCCUCUGUGCAACAAUCACUCUUCCCUCAGAGUCAAAUUCUAGAUGCAGCAGGGUGUCGGCGGCCAGAAUGAAUCUAUCCUAGAGAGACUGGGGUUUGGGGGAAGUCUCAUUUGUAGCUCGUUUGUAGAAAGUAUCUGUGGAGGAUUUUAACUGCUUGAAAUAGACUGCAUAUCAUGAAAAGACUUUUUGUGAAAUAAAACUAGGUCAGCAAACAUUGCAGUGAUUGCUGCUUGUUAACACUUCAGUGCCUCUCAUGGUCAGAAGCUGCCUUCAGGCUUCCAUCUGCUUUUCCCCCUUCCCUCCUCUAUCAUGACUUAACCUUUGUUGGAGCUGCAUUUGUCAUCUGGAGCUAAAAGAUUAAGCAGCCACCUUCUGUGGCUACUUGCUGUGGACAAAGAAAACUCCUCUCAGUAGAUGCCAAACCAAAUGGCAUUUGGUCUCUGUCUAGAGAUCAUUUGUAUUAACCAUUUUGCACUAUCUGGUAACUCAGAGUUGCUGGGGGAGAUGCUCUCCAAAACCAGCUUUUUUUAUAACUUUAUUUUAAUAAAUCCUUACAAUUAAAA